Messenger RNA from Durotheca rogersii, 1322 nucleotides. RefSeq names its product Thioesterase/thiol ester dehydrase-isomerase. Gene Ontology annotation, molecular function: fatty acyl-CoA hydrolase activity. NCBI's taxonomy places the organism in Eukaryota, Fungi, Ascomycota, Sordariomycetes, Xylariales, Xylariaceae. The record is from RefSeq and is a predicted model, not a curated record. The transcript is spliced from 8 exons. The coding region runs from base 102 to 602 and encodes 166 amino acids.
GGUAUAUAGGUAGAUGUCCCAUAUUGUCUCCCCCCCCUUUAACUCGUCGAUCGUUGCACAGCUCCGUUUUUCAUAUUCCGGGCCGUCUCAACCUUCACACGAUGCCACGAAAACUGCCUCCGCUUCGGUUCGUCAGGUCGGUCCUGAAAUCGUUCAUGGCCGAGUCUGGCUUGGAGCCGAGAUUGUUGGGACCCCACCUUCGGGUGACCAACGCCGUCGCUGGCGAAGUUCAGUUUGAGCUGGACAUCACGAAGGACCACACGAACCGGCUCAAGAUCCUCCACGGCGGCACGAUUGCUAGCAUGGUCGACCUCGGGGGCUCGCUCGCGGUCGCCUCGAUGGGGCUCUACGCCACCGGCGUGUCGACAGACCUGAACGUGACAUACCUGAGCAGCGGCGGCAAGGUGGGCGACAAGAUUACCGCUACGGCCGUCUGUGACAAGAUUGGCAAGACGUUGGCGUACACGUCCAUCACGUUCAGAAACAGCCAGGGCGAGCUCGCAGCAAGGGGAAGCCAUACCAAGUACGUGACGCAAGCCUGGAAAGCGCAGGAGAACCCGUUCACGCCUCCGGAGGGGGCCGAAGUGGAAGAGGAGAAGUGACACGGGUGCGUCGUGCUCUGCUCGACUGAGGGAGGACGAUCCCAGCGGGAGGGGGUGCCGCGUUAUAGAACUCCCAUGUAGGUAACUAAGAACCUAGAAGUAGACGGGCAGCGGCAGCACAGAGGAAGAGCGUUUGUCGAGGAGGCUAUUAGAAGUGAAUAUGGAGAUUACUCGCAACCAGAGGAUACGCGUGCGCCGCGUCUCUGCGUCGACGUUGCUAUGUGCCUAGCAUACCUCCCUACCACCGUGAUAAUCCGACGGCCAAGGACCCCUUCGCGACGGCGAGAUCCGCGACGACCUGCCGAACGGCGCACCCGGGACGAGUGCGGGGCCAACGCCAGGCGUCGCCAGCGGCUAAAGGAAUAUGUAUGCCCAGGCAUCGAGCAGCAGGGGUUUGGCCACAUUAGGCAAGGCGAGCCUGGCUUGGUGGUUGGCCCUGAGCGAGCGUCACCUUGUUGGGAGUAGAGCAGAGUAGAGUAGAGUAGAGAGAGAGAGUAAUAGAGAGAGAGGAUGGUUGACAAGGGGACGGGAGAAUUAACGAGGGGGCCACCGCACUCGGGUCGUCCCUGUUCGCUGUUUCACUAUGCACACACACUCUCUCUGUCUGCCUCCCCAGUUCUCUCGCCUUCGUCGUCGUCGUCGUCCUCCUCCUCCUCCCCUCCCACCUUCCGCUCUCCUAGGUUCUUCUUUCCUCCCACCUUCCGCUCUCCUUGGUUCCUC